Molecule: messenger RNA, 2128 nt
Organism: Daktulosphaira vitifoliae (grape phylloxera)
Lineage: Eukaryota; Metazoa; Arthropoda; Insecta; Hemiptera; Phylloxeridae
Product: solute carrier family 2, facilitated glucose transporter member 1-like
Exons: 12
Coding region: 347-1864 (505 amino acids)
Biological process (GO): monosaccharide transmembrane transport
Cellular component (GO): membrane
Molecular function (GO): hexose transmembrane transporter activity
Source: RefSeq, a predicted model, not a curated record
AAACACAACUCAUGCAGAUUACACUAUAGUUCAUGCCUUUUUAUGAUUUUUAUUUUUACUGGCUACAGAUAACAAGUAGAUUGGAAUUUUACCUACUAUUUUGGAGCAGUUGACUUGUAUCCAACGAAAUACCAUCAAAUGUGUUUGAGUUCUUGACCAUUAUAAUUGAACAUUUUUUUUUUUACUUUUUAACCCUAAAAUUUUUUGUUAAAUUUAUCUUGCCCAAUUAUUUAUAAAAGGCUUUAAGUUAACUUAUACACAAUUUUUAUCUUUUAACGUAUAACUUUGUGUUUCAAGUGUAUAUUUUAUUUUAAAGACUUUUAUAUUGUAAAUAAUUAGGAGCAAAAUGUUAAGGCGUGCCUACCUUACGAUUAUAACAACGAUAUGUUCGUGGUUCAAGACAAAAGAAACCAAUUCGGAUGAGGAAAUGGAAGAAAUCCAAGAUAAAAACAAAAAUAUUGACCCCAAACUUCAAAAACUUCCCAUUAAAGAUGUCAAAACAUCUUGGAUUCUCUUCAUAACUACUAUUAGUAUUAGUUUAGGGUGUUCUAUUCCUACCGGUUAUAAUAUAGGAGUUGUCAAUGCUCCUGCCGGGAUUGUAAAAAGUUGGUGUAAUGAUACCAUUUUACAUCGAUAUGCAAUAGAAUUAACUAAAUCUCAAAUAGAUAUAGUUUGGUCAAUACUGGUAUCAAUAUUCUUGAUUGGUGGAAUUGUUGGUGGCGCUGCUGGAGGGAAUUUAGCAAAUGCUUUGGGCAGGAAAGGUGCAUUAAAUCUUACAUUUUUGUUGAACGUUUUAUCUGGAAUUUGUUUUAUAUGCUGUAAACCAUUAGCUCUAGUCGAAUUAUUUUUUUUGGGAAGGUUGAUUGCAGGUUUAGCAGCUGGUCUGACAAUGGCUAUGGUACCAAUGUACUUAUUAGAAUUAGCACCUUUAGGAAAAGAGGGUGUAUUUGGAGUAAUUUUCACUGUUGGUCUUAACUUAGGAGUGCUUUCUUCUCAAGGUUUAGGAUUGGAAAAUCUCUUAGGUAAUGACUAUCUAUGGCCAUAUUUGUUCAGUCUAUAUGCCGGAGUACUAUUAAUAGUUGUUCCUACAUUACCAUUUGUUCCUGAAAGCCCAAAAUAUUUAUACACAGUACGUGAUAAUUAUAGAAAAGCAUUAUCAGAAUUAAGUAAAUUAAGAGGAUUACCAGAAUCAGCUGUCAGUUGGGAAUUAGAUAACCUAAAUGUAUCUAAUGAAACUUGGACACUAAAAAAAGUUAUAAGUAGUCCAGCAAAUCGAAAAGCAUUGAUGAUAACUUGUAUUAUAAUGAUUGGUCAACAAUUUUCAGGAAUCAAUGCUGUUUUUUAUUAUUCGACUGAUAUUUUUAAGAAUGCUGGAAUGAGCAAUACUGCUGCUCAAUAUGGAAAUUUAGGAACUGGAUUAAUCAACUUCAUCGUAACGCUCGUGUCUACUUCAUUUAUUAAUAGUUUUGGAAGAAAGUCAUUGCUCAUUUUUAGUUGUAUGACUUGUGUUUUAAUGCUUACUGGUUUAAUGGCUUACAUGGUUCUUUCAUCCAUGGAUGCUAUAACUGGAUUAUCAUAUCUAUCAGUAGUCUUCAUUGUUGGAUAUGUGUUAUGCUAUGGAGUUGGACUUGGACCUAUUCCUUUUUUCAUUGGAUCAGAAAUGACUGAUGUUGGACCCAGACCAAUCAUUAUGGCAGCAAAUAGUGUUGCAAAUUGGUGCGGUAAUUUUAUUGUUGGCCUAAUGUUUCCUAUAAUUUCACUUGCCCUUCAACAGUAUUCAUUUUUACCAUUCAUUGCAUUUACUACUUUUAUAAUUGUAUUUACUUGGAAAUGUGUUCCAGAAACCAAGCCUCCUUCUGAAUAAUAAUAAAUCUAAAAUUAUCAAAGUUAUUUAAUAUAUGAGAUGUAUAAUAAUUGUUAUUGCUGCUAUAUCUUACUCGUUUUACCAUUUAGUAUUGACUCUUUUUGGUAAAAUAGUUUAUUAUCAAUUUUAUUACUUAUGUUACUGUUCUUCUUAUUUUAUAUCUGAAUUAUUUUAUUUUUAGUAAAUAUUUUAACUAGUAUUAUAUUUUUAUAUUUUAUUUUAUUAUAUUAAACAUUUACGUUAUUAUCUAAUAUAUAAAUGAUG